Diplodia corticola is the source of this 507-nucleotide messenger RNA. Its product is annotated as family transcriptional regulator. Gene Ontology annotation, cellular component: Ragulator complex; late endosome membrane; membrane raft. Gene Ontology annotation, biological process: lysosome organization; regulation of receptor recycling; endosomal transport. Lineage: Eukaryota; Fungi; Ascomycota; Dothideomycetes; Botryosphaeriales; Botryosphaeriaceae. The transcript has 2 exons. The record is from RefSeq and is a predicted model, not a curated record. Bases 1 to 507 code for a protein of 168 amino acids.
AUGCCCGCCUGUGCGACUGACCUCCGCCCUUACGCACAGCGCUCCGAAGCCUCGCACCUCCUCGGUCCCGACCAAUACCAGCACCAGUACGGCGCCGUUGCCCAACAAGGCCCGCACAUGGGCAUGAGCGCUCCUCAGCCCGACCCUGAGGAAAUCAGGCGCCAGCGGGAUGCCCUCGAGCGCAUCUGCGCUCAGACAUCCGACAAGUUGAUUGAUGUUUCGCAAUCCGCCCACCCCGACGAAGGCCACAAGAUGCACAGCGAAUACCAUCGUCUCUUCAUGGAGCGCUUCCCCGCCGUGUCCCACCCCGAAGACAGCCGGCCGUCGUCCUCUGGAACCGCCGUUGACAAUGAUGAAACCGCCUGGCUGGCCGAAGUCACAAAGGCGCAGGGCGACGAGGGCGACUGGGAGCACGUCAAGGUCAUUGACAACGGCUCCCUCACCAUCCAAUUCGACGAAGUCCUGGGCCUGGAUCGCAGAUCUGCUCCCUCGCCUGUCAGGCUAUAA